Hemibagrus wyckioides is the source of this 2978-nucleotide messenger RNA. It is a transcript of the gene cxadr, whose product is annotated as CXADR Ig-like cell adhesion molecule. The coding region runs from base 160 to 1308 and encodes 382 amino acids. The record is from RefSeq and is a predicted model, not a curated record. Gene Ontology annotation, biological process: homotypic cell-cell adhesion. Gene Ontology annotation, molecular function: cell adhesion molecule binding. Lineage: Eukaryota; Metazoa; Chordata; Actinopteri; Siluriformes; Bagridae. The transcript is spliced from 7 exons. Gene Ontology annotation, cellular component: intercalated disc; bicellular tight junction; basolateral plasma membrane.
UCCACCUGCCGAGGCACAGGGACUCCGAUGCUGCGCGAGACGCGGGAGCUGUGAGGAGACGGAGAGGAAAAGGAAAAGUUCUGAAUUUACGUUUCAUCUGUUAAAAUUUUAUUUUUAUUCACAUUCCUGGAUCGAAUUCAGGGAUAUUCACGUCCGAAAAUGGAUCUGUGGAUUUCCCGCUUAUUUUACGUAUGUGUUAUUUUUCUCAAGGGAUCAGUGUGUGGGCUACAGAUAUCCUCAGGCCCAGCAUCUCUGGAGAAGGCGAGUGGUGAGACCGUGUCUCUGGAUUGUGGAUUCACUCUGUCAUCUCAGGACAGUGGACCUCUGGACAUUGAGUGGAGCAUCCAGCCCUCUGACAACCAGAGAGAAGAGAAAGUGGUAAUCCUGUACUCUGGGGACAGGGUGUAUGAGGAUUAUUACCCCCCACUAAAGGGCAGAGUGCACUUUAACUCCCCCGACCCAAAGAAUGGUGACGCCUCUGUCACAAUACUGAGCCUGAUCGCCUCCGACACUGGCACGUACCAGUGUAAAGUCAAGAAAGCACCUGGCCUCGGCAGCAAGAAGAUCCUGCUCACUGUCAUGGUGCGUCCCUCUAAGCCACGCUGUUCUAUCGAGGGUUCCCCAUAUUUCGGGAAUGAGGUGGUUCUAAAAUGUAAAUCCACUGAUGGGACGAGUCCUAUACAGUACACAUGGGAGAAGACCACUGACAGCAAGCUGCUGCCUGCUAAUGCUGUUCUGGAUGCUGCUGCAGGGAUAGUGAAGAUCCGUAAUGCGACGGCAGCAAUGUCAGGGAGUUACCGCUGUACUGCACAGAACAGAGUGGGGGCCGAACAGUGUAUGUUGGACCUCAAAAUCACAGCACCCCCAAACACAGCGGGUGUGAUUGCAGGGUCAGUAAUCGGUGUGUUGCUGUUCCUGAUUCUCUUGGCUCUGCUCCUGUUCUGCUGCUGUCGUGCUCGUCAGAAAAAGAAGUACGAGAAGGAGAUUUCCUAUGAGAUCAGAGAGGAUGUUCCUGCCCCAAAAAGUCGGAUCUCUACUGCCCGUAGUUUCACCAGUGUGGGGAGUCAGCGUUCGUCUCUUGGCUCCAUGUCUCCUUCCAACCUGCAUGAGUAUGCCAAGUCCCAGUACAACAAGAUUCCAUCUGAGGAGUAUGAAGCUCCUCCUAGCCACGUCCCUGAUCCCCCACCCAGCCACACCCCCGUCAUUCCAGUCAUCCCACCCAGCAGGGUAGCAGGCCCCAACCUCAGCCGCAUGGGGGCAAUUCCGGUCAUGACCCCGGCUCAGAACCGGGACGGAUCCAUCGUGUAGCAGUGGAGCGGCCGAGUGGAUCAGAGGCGAGAAAAACGUCAUGUACUGAACUUACAAUUUAUUUUACCAGAUAAUGAACAGAAGGAAGUGCGUAAAGAUGUGUGUGUGUGUGUGUGUGUGAAAGUGGAUAAUUCAGAUUCUGCUCUGUAAAUAAAUUUGAAAUUUAUUUUCAGGUACUGUCUAGUGAGAUGUAGCUGUACUCUGUGUCUUUUCUAAAGCACCCUCUAAGAUAAUUUUCAAGCGGUUUGAUGAAAUGUAUAUGGCUCAGAUAAAAGCUAAAGUUAUUACAUUUUCCAGUGAUGUGGCUCCAAUCAUUUAAUCAAAAAAAAAUUUAAGAAAUUCUUUUAUUUUGUUGAUGAAGUCUGUAAAGCAUCGGCUAGGCAGUUUGUUAGGCUUUUAUUUAUUUUAGCAUGUAGGACCUCUGUAAUGAAGCUCUGAUGGUUGAAUGAAGCUCUCGUGGUACCGAAACACAAAUCCCAACAGGAACCAGGGUAGGAACCACCUCGCAUUAGAGACUUGAAAAGGUUUUUUUUCAAAGUAGAGAAAUGUUUUUCCUCUUCAGUGAGAUUGAGAAAUUCUCUUUUGAUCAGCUGACAUAUAAGCAAAAUUCCAACUUUGGCAGGCAACAGUGUAUAACCUGUACUUAAAUACAAUUCAGUGCACAGAGGGUGAUUUAUAAAAAUUCUGCUCGUGUAUGAUGUGCAUAUAUUUCAAACUCCUGAUCAUGUGUAUGUUGAAACCCAAGAUCUUUAUUUACAUAAUGCUGUGCUACAUUACAGUUCUAGAAAACUGCACCAUUGAAGGUUUUCCAGAUGUAGGUGGGGUAAUGGAUUGCAUGCAUGUAGUCGUUUGUGAGCGUUUCUCUAUGUAAAUCUGAUAACUGCACAUUGAAUUAGAAUUUGUUCUGUCCAUACAAGACUCUAAGACCCUCUGGUGGCUCCUUCCCUCUGGAGACCCUGCCCCCAAUGCUUGUAGGUUCUUAGUGGAGCUGAAACAUGUGAAGGGUUAAUGUUCGAGUCAGAAAUGAUGAGGUGAUCCCCAUUCUUCUCUGCCUGUGUUUCAUUUUGGCAGAUGAAAAAUCUCACUUUGGGGGAAAAAUAAUGAAGGAAUGUAUGACAAAUUCACCCGUAAACUGUGUGCUUUAAAGCUGUUCACGGUGUUGAUGAAGGUAAUAACGAUAAAUCCUGUUGUCCUCUGCCGUAUCUUGUGUAAAAGUGAGCAGGCUUUUUUCACCAGGUUGAUUCUUUUCAGUUCUGGUCUGAUGCUGUUUCAUAUCAGAUUGUAAUAAGAAUUCUGUCUGCAGGGUGUGUUAUCUAUCUGUGGAUAUCACAAUGUUACUAUAGUGGUAGAAAUGUAGGGAUGUGACCAAAAAAAAAAGAAAAUUAAAACCUUAAAUAAUUUGCUUUUGAUUAUUGAGGUUAGGGUUAAUAUAGAAUUAGGCUUGAUUUAACCAGCAGUGAGGACUGGAGUCAUUCCCACAUGCAAUAAACCCCAGGAACUUAGAAGGGGAGGAGCUGUUGGUUGUUGUAGCAGUUAUGUCUCAUUUUCUUUCUACCUGUUUAAUAUUUCACAUUUUUUGUUCCCCCUUUUUUUUUUUUUGCAUAUUCUGUAAAUUGUAUUCUUUUGUUAAUUUUUAAAUAAAAAAGCAAAAUAAAAAACCAAAAAACCUG